Molecule: messenger RNA, 2466 nt
Organism: Rotaria socialis
Lineage: Eukaryota; Metazoa; Rotifera; Eurotatoria; Philodinida; Philodinidae
Source: the annotation of a GenBank genome assembly
AUGAUUUCACAAUACGAUGCACCCGAUACAAAUAAUGUCCAAGAUUUAUUUGAUCUUGGAACUGAUUUUAAUGAUACACUUGAUCAUACUCAACAACAAUCGCAACAAACAUCUACACCAUCAACAUUAAUACAAACGACAGUACCAUCGUCAUCAAGUUCAAUUUUAAAUCACCAAUCAACAAAUAUAUAUCAACAACAAACACAACCUCGACUUACCUAUAUACAACAGACACGAGCACCGUUACCAUCAUAUCAGACACCGAAUUUACAGCGUAUUCAAACGAUGCCAGCAACAUCGACUAUUGUUCGACCGACUAAUGUUAUAUCGAAUGGUAUACAACAGCAGCCGACUAUUUAUACUCAGCAACAAAUGAUUAAUUCACCAGGUGGUCUUAAUCGGUCAUUAUAUCAACGUAUGCCAACCGCAACUCAACAAUUAAAUAUACCAUCGACACUGGUACGACAACAAUAUAAUACAACUGGCAUGGUUAAUAUGAAUCAAAAUGUACCACAAAUGAGUAUUGUUAAAGCAAGUGAUCCAAAUAAUAAUAAUGUAUUCGUUACAAAUUCUCAACAACAACAACAGUCAACAUUACUCGGUUUAACACAAACAGUGACACAAACACCAACAGUUCAAACGAAUAAAACCAUUACGACAGUUUUACCUUCAUUAGCAUCACAACAAUUAAAUCAGUUUCAAAAUCAACAACAACAAAAUACUGUUCAAUCGUAUAAUUCAACGCCUAUGCGAACACAAAUGAUGGAUCAAACACCAACAAAUUAUGUAGUAACUGUCCAACAACAACAACAACAAUCAACUCAACAAACAACAAAUAAUUCUCAACAGCAUACUGAAAUUCAACGAAAACAGUUUAUACAAAAACAACUCGUUCUUCUAUUACACGCACAUAAAUGUCAACAACGUGAAAAACAGACAGUUAAUGGUGAAACAACACAUCCAAGUACUUGUACAUUACCACAUUGUAGUACUAUGAAAAGUGUUCUACAACAUAUGACAAAAUGUAAUGAUCAUAAAACAUGUACUAUACCACAUUGUGUGACAUCUCGUCAAAUUAUUUUACAUUGGAAACAAUGUAAUAAUUCUCAAUGUCCAAUAUGUCAACCGCUUAAAACACCUUCGACAUUAGCAAAAUUAAAUCAAACAACGAAUUCAAAUUCAGCAAGUGUAUCAUCAACUAAUUCAAAUACAAACAUUUCAUUUACGUCGAAUGCCAAUGUGACAAACGAUCGUUCACUAAAUAAAGAUUGGCAAAGACGUGUCACAUCAGAAAUGCGAAAUCAUCUCGUACAAAAAAUCAUUACAGCACUUAUACCUAUAACUGAUACAGGUGCCGUACGUGAUAAACGUAUUAUUAAUUUAGCUAAUUAUGCACGUCGCGUCGAAAAUGAUACAUUUGAAGUAGCUAGUAAUCAAGAAGAAUAUUUUCAUAAGUUAGCUGAAAAAAUUUAUAAAAUUCAAAAAGAAUUAGAAGAUCGACGAGAGAAAAAACGCUUGCAAGAUAUGCAAUUAGCUGCACAAAUAUCUUCAACAACAGGACAAACAUCAUCUACAAAUGAUUAUAAUGGUAAAAUGCAUUCAACCAUGGAUACAAUGGCCGGUGAUAAUGGUCCACCAAAUCGUACAGCACCUAUGAGUGAUUAUGCAUCGUCCUUAUCGUCACCGUCAACGGGAAAUAUUCUUCAUCAACCAUUAACAACAGUAACAAAUUCAAAUCGAACAACUAUAAACGGAGCAUCAAAUACGACAGCAGGAACAUUUACAAUAACAAAUGUACCACCAAAUGAACAUUUAAAUUUUCUUAUUAAUCGCGAUAUAACAAUUUCUCAACAAGCGAAUGAUGUUGAUAUGUUAGAAACGACUAAUCAAAUUAAAACUGAAUUAAUAUCACCAAAACCAAAACCACAAUUACAAUCAUCGACAUAUGUCAUGGUUAAGAAAGAAGAACAAACUCUGCAUGAUAUAGUACAUUCAACAGUUACUAACAAACCAUCUGAAUCAACAACGAAUGAAGAUAUUAAACCAAAACUACCUCAAAUUGAUUCUACUAGUAAACAACUACCGAAACAUCCAGUACAAUUUGCAGCUGAAGACUUACGUUCACAUCUCGAACCAGUCAUACAUAAAAUGAUUGCCUGUGAAGAUUCUCAUCCAUUUCGUCAACCAGUUGAUCCAGUUGCACUUAAUAUACUUGAUUAUCCAACUAUUGUUAAACAUCCUAUGGACAUAGCAACGAUGCAUAAUAAAUUAUUGCAUGGCGAAUAUAAAAACCCACUACAGUUUUGUGAUGAUGCUUGGCUAAUGUUUAAUAAUGCUUGGCUUUAUAAUAAGAAAACUACACGUGUUUAUAAAAUGUGUACAAAAGUAAGUAUAGUUCUCAAAGACUAACUUUUGAUCUGCCCGGAAUGUUUUUUCACGAGUCCAACAGGGGGCGGGGGGGGGGGG